Molecule: messenger RNA, 643 nt
Organism: Phragmites australis (common reed)
Lineage: Eukaryota; Viridiplantae; Streptophyta; Magnoliopsida; Poales; Poaceae
Product: early nodulin-93-like
Exons: 3
Coding region: 102-449 (115 amino acids)
Source: RefSeq, a predicted model, not a curated record
GCACAUCUCAACUUCAAUUCCUACCAGCGCUAGCUUAAUUUGCUGCUCUUCCUCAAGAUCAACAGCAAGGCUACGCAUCGUAACCCGGCCUGUCUCGGGAGAUGUCGACAGUGACCCGUGCCUACCUGGACCAGCGGCUCGCCAUGGCCAAACGCUGCUCCAGAGAGGCAACGCUCGCCGGAGCCAGGGCCGCGGCCGUCGCCACCGUCGCAUCUGCAGUCCCAACGUUGGCGAGCGUGAGGAUGCUGCCGUGGGCGAAGGCGAACCUGAACCCCACCGGCCAGGCGCUCAUCAUCUGCACGGUGGCUGGCAUGGCCUACUUCGUUGCCGCCGACAAGAAGAUUCUGUCGCUGGCGAGGAGGCACUCGUUCGAGGACGCCCCCAAGCACCUCAAGAACACCUCCUUCCAGGGCGCCGGCCGCCCGCACCCGGCUUUCUUCAGGCCAUGAUCGAGCAAACACCUUGAGCACGAGUAAAUAUUGAGCCGAUCGAUGAUGCCCGGUCGAGUAAACUGUCAGUCAGCUACUAUGUAUCGUAUCGAUCCAUGUGCUCUCGGAGAAACUGUGACAGUAGUUCGGCAAUUGUAACUAACUUGUAUUAUUGGCGAUCGAACAAAUAAAUAUUGCAACUUUGUGUUACUCAA